This is a messenger RNA of Oryzias latipes (Japanese medaka), 1263 nucleotides long. RefSeq lists its product as uncharacterized. Lineage: Eukaryota; Metazoa; Chordata; Actinopteri; Beloniformes; Adrianichthyidae. Gene Ontology annotation, biological process: regulation of transcription by RNA polymerase II. Gene Ontology annotation, molecular function: RNA polymerase II cis-regulatory region sequence-specific DNA binding; DNA-binding transcription factor activity, RNA polymerase II-specific. The record is from RefSeq and is a predicted model, not a curated record.
GAGCAUGCGCGUGGAAUCUAACCCGGAAGUGUAGUGGGUAAACAAGCAGCCGGAGCCCAGCAUUCGAGGCUAAGAGUUUUACGCCGUCAAAUCUCCGCGGACUCAACCAAACUUUCUCUAAAAAUGUCCAAAAUCGAGAUGUUGAGGAUUCUGAUCAACCAGCAGCUGACUGCGGCCGCGGAGGAAAUCUUCGGUGUGUUCGGAAGAACCAUCGCGGAGUACGAGGAGGAGAUAGCCCGCUCAAAGCUAGAGAUCGCCCGCCAGCGCCGCCUACUGGAGCUUUCCCGGCAGCCCAAAAUAUACCUAGAGGGCAACGAUACAGCUGUCUCGGAGCAGCCGGAUCUGAACUUCAGUCUGGACCAAAAGGAGGAAGAUCCUCCUCACAUCAAGGUGGAGGAGGAAGAUCCGUGGUCGGACCAGCAGACGUCAGAGCCCAACAGCUUUGUGUGUCCGUCCAACAGCGCCGAGACGAGUCAGCAGGAGGACGACGACGCGUCCUCUGUCCCGGACGCAUCCGGCCUGGACGUCAUGGAGCUGGACGCUCCCGCCUGCGCCUCGGCCUCAGAGACCUACCCCAACCCCAACGGGGACGAGGUGGCGGCGGUGAACGGCCAGCUCAGCGGCGGGGCGGCGAGCUCCUACGUCUGCACCGCCUGCGGGCAGGUUUUCCCCCAGCGCGCUCAGUGGGCGCGGCACGUGCAGACGCACCGGAAGGUGGAGACCAAGGGCGACAGGUCGUACACGUGCGACAUCUGCGGCAAAAGACUGACGCGCUUCGACGGCUACCAGAAGCACCUGCGGGUCCACACGGGCGAGAAGCCGUACUGCUGCGACCUGUGCGGCCGCAGGUUCAGCGACAACUCCAACUACAAGCGCCACUUCCGCACGCACGCCGCGCAGAAAUCCAAGCAGAGCUGAGACACCGCCACGGACGAGCCGCGCUCAUCCGCCAAAGGGACGGAUCUAGUACCUAGAACUCUACGGCUGAGCCUUUUUCUGAACACUAAAGUCGUUUUUGUUGUUUUUAUUUACAAGAACACAUUCAAAAGUGUGGGUCUUUUAAUGAAAUGUUUUUAUUGUGUUAAGGACAAAGAUUUGGGGUUUUAUCUGUCAGAAGCAGAUCUGUAUUGUCUGCCAUACAUUUUCUAAAAAUAUAUAUCUAAAAGACUAGGAAUAAACAUUUGACUGAAAUCUCCCUAUUAUAUUUCUGCUGAAAAUAUUUUUUUAAGAUAAACCUGAAGUAAACAUAAAGCAGAAAAUCAA